This is a messenger RNA of Archocentrus centrarchus (flier cichlid), 4502 nucleotides long. RefSeq names its product copine VII (gene cpne7). The coding region runs from base 191 to 1882 and encodes 563 amino acids. NCBI's taxonomy places the organism in Eukaryota, Metazoa, Chordata, Actinopteri, Cichliformes, Cichlidae. The record is from RefSeq and is a predicted model, not a curated record. The transcript is spliced from 16 exons. Gene Ontology annotation, cellular component: plasma membrane. Gene Ontology annotation, biological process: cellular response to calcium ion. Gene Ontology annotation, molecular function: calcium-dependent phospholipid binding.
GAGCCUACUCCCUCCUCACCAGUCUAACCAAUGAGUUUCGGCGGAGAAAACAAAAAUCAAGCAGUGUGUUAUGGGAGCGGAUUAAACAAGUGUGUUCAAGAAGAGAAACAGCGGCAGGUAGGAAAGCUAUACCACAACCUCACCUCGCACUGCUUCGCUGGUUGGCAGAUCACUCUUGCCCUGAGCCAGGAUGAAUGAUGUUCUGGAGGCCACCUCCCCCGCAACCAGCCUCAGCGGUCCAGCUACCUGUGUCACCAAAGUCGAGCUGCGUGUGUCUUGCAAAGCUCUGUUGGACCGAGACACUCUGAAUAAGUCAGACCCCUGCGUCAUACUAAUGGUACAGAAUGAUGGACAGUGGAUAGAGCUGGACAGGACAGAAGUGAUCAAAAGCAACUUGCACCCAGUCUUUGGCAAGGUUUUCUCACUGGAUUACUACUUCGAGGAGGUUCAGAAACUACGAUUUGAGGUUUAUGACAUCCAUGGCACUCACAGCAUUGGAACUCGUGAUGAUGACUUUCUGGGAGGGGUGGAGUGCACUCUUGGCCAGAUUGUGGCCCAAAAGAAGAUGGUGAAGCCUCUGUUGCUAAAAUAUGGGAAAUAUGCUGGCAAAUCUACCAUGACAGUGCAUGCUGAGGAAAUUUCUGGCAACAACGGAUAUGUGGAACUCUCCUUCUGUGCCAAGAAGCUUGAUGAUAAGGAUCUCUUCAGCAAGUCGGACCCGUUUAUGGAAAUCUAUCGAAUCAAUGACGAUGAAACUGAGCAGCUUGUUUACAGAACCGAGGUGAUUAAAAACAACCUGAAUCCAGUGUGGGAACCCUUCAAAGUGUCACUCAUAUCCCUGUGCAGCUGUGAUGAAGAGCGGAAGCUCAAGUGCUUAGUGUGGGAUCACGACUCCAGAGGGAAGCACGACUUCAUUGGCGAAUUCUACGCCACUUUCAGGGAAAUGCAGAAAAUUUCUGGUGGAAAUAAGGUGUCGUGGGAUUGUGUGAAUCCUAAGUACAAACAGAAGAAGAGAAACUAUAAAAAUUCAGGAGUUGUCAUUCUCACUGACCUCAAGCUUCACAGAGUCUACUCCUUCUUAGACUACAUCAUGGGAGGAUGCCAAAUUCACUUUACGGUUGCCAUUGACUUCACAGCCUCCAAUGGAGACCCCAGGAACAGCUGCUCCUUGCAUUACAUCAACCCUUACCAGCCCAACGAGUACCUAAAGGCUCUGAUAGCAGUGGGGGAGAUCUGUCAAGACUAUGAUAGUGACAAACGGUUUUCAGCUUUGGGGUUUGGUGCCAGAAUCCCUCCGAAUUAUGAGGUGUCCCAUGACUUUGCCAUUAAUUUCAACCCAGAGGAUGAUGAAUGUGAAGGGAUCCAAGGAGUGGUUGAGGCAUACCAGAACUGCCUUCCUAAGAUCCAGUUGUAUGGCCCUACCAACGUUGCUCCGAUCAUUAACAGGCUAGCCAAGGUGGCAGCAGGCGACGGCAACAUUAAAGAUGCUUCUCGAUAUCACAUCCUGCUCAUCCUCACCGAUGGCGUAGUGACUGACAUGGCAGACACACGUGAAGCCAUUGUACGAGCCUCCUACCAGCCUCUCUCCAUAAUCAUUGUUGGUGUGGGCAAUGCAGACUUCACAGACAUGCAGAUUUUGGAUGGAGACGAUGGAGUCCUACGCUCACCGAAGGGCGAGCCGGUCCUCAGAGACAUUGUGCAGUUUGUGCCCUUCAGAGACUUCAAAACGGCAUCACCUGCCGCCUUGGCCAAAUGUGUUCUGGCAGAGGUGCCCAGCCAAGUAGUAGAGUACUUCAGCCAUAAGGCCAUCUCUCCUAUGUGUCCUAUGAGGGACUUACCAACCCCCAUCCUCAGCCCAGUUGCCACUACACCAACAGAAUAACUGCACACCCUGUUCCAGUGACCACGCUUUGACCACAGCAUCAGUCUGGCAAACUGAGAAGGAAAGAGGACGCCUCAAAAACUGAAGAACAAAACCUUCUAAAUGUGUUGUUACUCAUGUAUUUCAUUGUUCACAACAAGCAAAGUGUUUACACAAGGAUGGUACCACAAAGAUCGGGGGUUUUAUUUCUGUGCUUGGUGUGGAUUGAGCACUCCUCCCUGGCUGUGCAAAUCAACCAUCCAGCUGUUUCAGCAUCAGGAGUCCUGGAGGAUUUUUUUUUCCCCCCAUGUUUUUUAUGCAUGCAGACCAAUCCCUUAAUGAUGAUCUAUUGAUCGAAUGCAGGUUUAAUAUUCUUUAUGGCCCAUGAAGUUCCUUUAUGUAUACAGUACAUUGUGUUCAGACAUUUUUGAAGAGGUACUACACAGGAUGAUUUAAUCACAAUUUGAUUGUUUUAACUUAAACAUGGAUCUAUGGAUGGAUUGAAAAUAAUAUUUAAUAUUAAACAAAAAAUUUCCCCUGCAUAUGAAAAUCUGUCUGCAGAAUUGUCCAACAACCUGAGCUGACAUUGGAAUGGUAGUUAGUCUAUAUACUUAAAGAACAAAAAUCUUUUUUCCUAAGCACAGUAGCCAUAAUCAUCAAAUCAAGAGCUGCCCUGAUUACAAAUGCAACUGACACCACUUCUCCCUGGCAAACAAAAACAAUUAGUGCCAUGUGUGAUUGACAGUUGGACUGUACAGGUUGCCAAAUGUACGUAUCCUGUGUAAAAUAAGCAUCUAAAUAACAGUUCUGAACCAAUUUCCAAGAAAACCUGAUGAGAAAACAGCAGCACCGUAAAUGUCUUUGUUGAGCUCUCUCAUGUCAGACUCGUUCAUCUUGAACAUCUGUGAAACUGCGAGCAACAUAAUGACUUCAGCAAUCUGCAAUAUUUGCUACAGCUUCAGCUCUUGGUAUGCUUUUUCAUUUGUAGCAGGGAGCCGAGAGAUACAGCAAGACGGAAACAGACGAUGUGUUUGGGUGGCUGUGUAGUAGCUAAAGGUUGUAAAGUGCUGCCUUUUUUGAGGGUAUCUGUGAACAAAGCUCGGGUAACAUGCUUCUUAAAGAGCUAAUCAAUGAUAGCACCCUAUUUUUGGUCUUUUGUCUAGUGGCUACAGUGUAAGCUGUGAAAGUCAUGCUUUUUGUCAGGUGAAUCCUUUCUCUCUGAAUUGUCCAUCUUUGUUGUCAUCCCUAAGCCACGCAGGUUCUACUUUCUGCAAUGACUUCAUUUUAUAGAUAUAUUUCCUCUCCUUUUUUGCUACCUUUUACAUAAAAUAGAAUUCUACUUGAUGUUUUCUGAUAAAUUUAAUGGGUGAGAAGAAAAAAAAAUGAAAGCACAAAGCGAACCAUUAGUGCUGUGAUGCACAAUGUAAUAUCCAUUACAUUUACAUCAGAUUGAUAAAUUCAAAACACAAGUAUUAUCAGGUGCCAAAUUUCAGCUUUCUUUGAUAUUUCAUAACAAAAAAAAAAUGUGUUAAAGGUUUCUCCAUGACAAACUGUUUCAGAGUGAAAAUAGAGUGGAAAGUGUACGUCUGUUUAUUUGACUUCCAACUAACUCUUGCCUGAAGGAUCCCUAUUUACUAGAUGGGGACCUUUGUUUUUGCUGUUCUAUUGAGCUUUACAAUGUUCAGUGUAUAAAAGAUGUAACCUUCACUUUUAUUUAUCCUGCCUGGGCCUCAGAUUGUCUUCAGAUUCUUCAGAGUGUAGCCUGUAACCUAAGUAAGUCAAAAAAAUCUGUCAUGUUUUGCCCUUAUUACUAAUGCUACAAUGCUUAAAGCACAAUCUCCCACUGAAACUCUUUGCAGCCGUGAAAUAAGUUGCUGUUUUUCUAAUUAUUAUUAUUGUAAAUAUCUGUGUGAAAAUUGCAGUCUAAAAAAGAAAAGAGACACUGUGUGUUUAAGCUACCGGCAAUUAUUUUUUCAAUGAAUGCGCAAAACGUGAACAGCACCAAAAAGAAAGCGAUUUUUUGCCUUCAAAAGGCCGCCUCUUGGCAUUUAAUUAAUACUCAUCAGUGUACAAAUAACCUUGAUGCCUCUAAAACAAAAUGUUUAUUUUGCCUAAUCAAGUAAAUAGUUCCAAAAAUGGAGAUUUCAUCUCAAAGUUAUACUGUUUAUUAAUAAACACUGAUUCCAAAGUUUUUCAAGGUUUGAAUUAAAUAUAAAAAUAUCUGUCCCUGAGCUAAAGAAAUCCCAUAUUUUGCUUAAAUGUCCUGUUUUCCCUCUGUUUUCAAUUGCACAUGCAAAGUUUGCUUCACUGAUACUUCACAGUGUUAAAAAUAACAGUUUUCAGCUCCAAAAAAAGUGUUAAACUCUCUAAACAUUUGAUGAACAUUGCUUUAAAAUUGUUGAUGACACAGUAGAGUUUCACUAAAAAUAAACAACAUGAAUGCUCCUCGAGUGUCAAGCUGUAUACUGUGCAAAUUAUACUGUUUAGCUGUUCAUUAUUUGAUAUCUAUUCCAGUAAUGACUCUGUACUUUGUAUAUUUUAUCUAUUAUGGUGCAUUUGCACUUUGAAUGGUUCUGAAUGGUGACAAAUGUACUUGGAGAGAAACCACGGUGUCACUGACAAUAAAUGUACGGGAUGUAUA